Molecule: messenger RNA, 597 nt
Organism: Physella acuta
Lineage: Eukaryota; Metazoa; Mollusca; Gastropoda; Physidae
Product: ficolin-2-like
Source: RefSeq, a predicted model, not a curated record
AUGAAUGAUAUCAACUACCCCAACAUGUGGAUGUUAUCAGUUAUACUUGCACUGUGUACUGUCAUUCAAGGUUCCUGGCUAGUGCCAUUAAAAGCUUCACAACAAAAAGUUAAUGGAAAAAUUUUCUCAAGUGGAAAGUUCUGUAACACAACCAGAAACAUCACGGUCCUGUCUGAUGGUUCCAUCUCAGAGAGAGACGUAAUGAUUUGUGAAGGUAAAACAUGCUUAGGGGUAGAUAGCAGUGAACCCCGACCUGUGGUGACCCUAAGCUCUGGACUUCAGGUCAUGUGUGACACAGUGACAGACGGUGGAGGAUGGACCAUUUUCCAAAGACGUGUUUCUGGGACUGUAGAUUUUUACAGGAACUGGACGGAGUACAAAAAUGGCUUCAACGUUUCUAGCGAGACAGACGGCUACAGGCUAAAGGUUGGUGGCUUCACAGGAGAUGCUUGGAACUGUCUGGCAGACCACAAUGGUAUGAUGUUUACAACGUAUGACCGGGACAACGACAAGUUUAACGAAAGCUGCGCUAUCAAACACCACGGGGCAUGGUGGUACAACGCUUGCUACAUGUCUAACCUGAACGGUAGGAACUAA